CCCGGUCUGGACUUCCGGACGGUUACCAUGGUAUUAUCUUUCAGUCCAAAUACAGCAAUAGUGACCGUAAGUGUGUUCAGAUGUCGAAGAUCACAGCUCUGCUGGAACAAGAAACUUGGGUGGCUGUGGAUGCACCCCCAGAGUUCCAGGUUAUUGUUGACAUUCUGGUUGAUGGCCUUAUCACGAGAGGUACAGGCACUGACUUUGGUGGGCAUGGAUCCGGAAUAAGCGCUGUCAAUGGGAUAGACACGAGUUUGGAUGGCUCCUUGGAUGCAACCCUUCUACCGCAUCAGGGAAGCUCGAAUGCCAAAGGUGGAGAGCAGACAGGUAAUGGUGUGGCGGUUCCGGAUCCCAGCAAAGAGCGAGAUGACGAUGGCGGAAGGCAUGAGAGGAGAGCUACGGUCGGCGAGGAGGGACCUGCGGAGAAAUCACAACCGUCAGAUGCUGCAGCAACCUCCGAAGAUCCACCAAGAGCUGCAGCAGAAAGCCAACGAGCAGAACCUAGUGGCGGUGAUGCGGAGGCUGCAAAGGCAUCAGAAGUAGGAGAAGCGGGACCCUCGGGGGCUCCAGGGCCCUCGCCGGAGAAUGUGAAGAGAGAGACUGGGGAUGGGGUAGAUAGUGCUCGAUCGGGAGGCGCAUCAUCAGAGCUCAGAGAGGGUCGGUCUAGUGCAGACUCGACGACAGGAUCAAAUGGCUCGUCAACGGCUUCGUCGGUGGCAGUUGGGAAGGGGAAGAAGGUCAAAGAGAAGCAAUCCAUAAGGACUCUUGUUGUGAGAGAAUCCAAGUUUCACGUCGUAGGAAGUGCCUUAAUUUUGCUGAAGAUGAUUGCCGAGUACGUCGACAUUGCAAACUUCUUGCCAGCUCUUGCCACGGAAGUCGUGCAUAGAGUUGCGGAGAUUUUGAAGUUCUUCAACUCAAGGACAUGCCAACUUGUGCUUGGAGCUGGUGCCAUGCAGGCCAAGCUUCCGGCCGUUCUGCGUUCAUACCGGGAGAGUCUUAUCACGGACAUUAAGGCAGCCAUCAAGUGUGUCGUCGGGGAGUUGCUCCCACUGCUCUUCUCCAAGGCAGACAAUAUGGUGGAUGGUGAAGCAGCGGUAGAUAAGUCGUCUGCCGACGCUGAUGUUGGCGUGUCCCUUGCAUCCAAACUAAGAUCUCUUUUGCCGGAGGCAUUCAUGCAUUUACUGUCUGCAGUUUUUGCAAUUGUUCAGGCAAGGCUAGCGCGUGCUGCAAAAGUGCGGAUGGUAAUAGAACAUAUUAUUGAUGGUCUUGGCGAUAGCUAUGUGGCCGAAGCUGUGGCAGCUGCGGUGGCAUCUGGUGCCGCAACUGCUGCUGCAGCAGAGGCUGCUUCGACAAAUAAAGCAGCUUCCAUCAAGUCAGGUCUUGUCUCCACUGGUCCAGACUCAGCAAGCGGGAAAUCAAUGGGGAUGGAGAAUGCCCUAGCCAAGUCAGGGGCAUUCUCAUCUUCAGGAGCGGGUGCUGGGAAUGCGGCAAUUACUGUUGCGAGCACGUCACGCCAGUUCAGGGCAGAUGUUUUGCGCGAGAACACAGAAGCGGUAUGUGCUGCGUGUGAUGCUGCCCAUGGGAGGUGGGCUAAGCUGCUCGGCGUCCGUGCUCUCGUGCAUCCAAAGCUGCGGCUUCAUGAGUUUGUGGAAGUCUAUACGGAAACGCAGCAGUUCAUCGCGGAAACAGAAAAGAUCGGUGGGCGCAUCGGAUACAGCAUUCGUGGUUCUUUGCAGUCCCAGUGCAAGGCUUUUAUAGACACGCAGCAUGCGGGCAAGGUAUUUGUUCUUUGUACACGUUGUGCAUUCGGCGGAUAAUAGUUUUGGUAAUCAAUGCCUCAACAGAGUUGUAUGUGUAGUAGUUCGAGGGUUUUCUUUGUGGAGGGGUCAAAAUGAAGCAGCCCUUUUCUG
Molecule: messenger RNA, 1910 nt
Organism: Chara braunii
Lineage: Eukaryota; Viridiplantae; Streptophyta; Charophyceae; Charales; Characeae
Source: the annotation of a GenBank genome assembly